Molecule: messenger RNA, 597 nt
Organism: Meloidogyne enterolobii
Lineage: Eukaryota; Metazoa; Nematoda; Chromadorea; Rhabditida; Meloidogynidae
Source: the annotation of a GenBank genome assembly
AUGUUUCCAAAUUUAAUAAAAUUUGUCAAAACAAAUUAUUUAACAACAAAUAUUCGUUUUUGGCACGAUCGUUCACAAGUUCCACGAAUUGCUGAUGACAGACGUAAAAGAUCAACAAAAUUGGCUGAUACGGGCUAUUUCUAUCGUUAUCACCGUCCAGGUGUUGAUCCUCUUCCAAGAAUUCCAAAUUUGAAGGAGCCUUUAUUCAAGCCAAAAGACAAGGUUAAAGACCAAUGGAAGGAAAGUAGUGCUAGAUUUGGAGAAAAUGAUUAUAUUGACAUUCUUGGAGAUGGUUCUCUACAUCCUUCACAACUUCUCUAUCACGUUCCGAGAUGGUUAAGAGGAUUUCCUGGCAAUCAUAGAGCAAAUGAAUUAAUUAGGAAAAUUCAUUAUAGAAAUGUUUACGGCCCAAAAAUCCAACAAACUUCUCCCCAUUCAUUCCAUCAAUUAAACAAAAGAAUUAAUUAUUUACUUCAAUACCACAAUUAUCACAAACAAGACGAAUUAAGUAAUGAAAGGGAAUUGGGAUUGUGGAAGAGGGAGCCAGAUUAUUUCUUUAAAGACAAACAGAGAAGGUCCUACAAGGAUAUGGUUUGA